CUGAUACAGCAUGGAUACUGGGAAGAGAGAAGCUCUCGAACGAUUAGAAAGGCCGGCCUUGAUAGGCGUCGGGGCAUGCUACAUUGACACCAUCCUCACAGCACCCCACUAUCCCGGAGAGGAUGAAAAGCUGCGCGCAAGCAGUAUAACCCAUCGCCGGGGAGGCAACUGCCCCAACAGCAUCGAGGUCCUGCAACAACUGAUCCAGCACUGUCCCUUCAAAACAGACCUUCAACUAGGUCUCGUUUCUGUCCUCCCCGCCAAAUCAUCAGCGGGGGUCCAGCAGGUCCAGACUUCGUUACCUCAAGGGGUUGAUCUGAGCCACUGCAUUUACCGGGAGCAAUUCAGCGAGCCUGCGUCAAGCUAUAUCAUCAAGAGCCAGGCGUCCGGGAGCAGGACCAUCGUAAAUUACAACGAGCUCCCUGAGAUGGAGAUCGACGAGUUUACCAGCAUUGCUGACCGUCUUGGGCAUUACUCGCGGCUUUUUCAUUUUGAAGGCCGGAUUCCCGAUGUGACUGUGGAAUGCAUACGCUACUUGAGACAGCAAUUUCCUGACGUGGUUGUCAGCGUGGAGGUGGAGAAACCCCAACGACCGGGGCUAGAGAUGCUUGCAGCGGAGGCUGACAUUAUAUUUUACUCUAAAAGCUGGGCUUUGGGAAAUGGAUACAAAUCUGCUCAUGAAUGCCUCCACGGUCAAGCCGCUGUGACAGCCAAGGCAUCAUCGCUAUAUUGCACAUGGGGCCAAGAGGGAGCUUGGGGCUUAGACAAACGCGCUGGCCAGACUUCCCACGGUUCCGCAUACACUCCUCCUGGUUUUCAGGUUGUCGAUACCAUCGGUGCUGGUGAUACAUUCAUCGGGGGUAUCCUCUAUACCCACAUUAGCAACAAGGACUUUUCUCUUCAUGAAAGCCUUGAGUUUGCCAAUCGCCUGGCUGGAAUGAAAGUAGCCCAAGAGGGCUUCUCCAAUCUGAACCGAGUUUUUUGA
Aspergillus campestris IBT 28561 is the source of this 985-nucleotide messenger RNA. RefSeq names its product putative ketohexokinase. Gene Ontology annotation, molecular function: kinase activity. Lineage: Eukaryota; Fungi; Ascomycota; Eurotiomycetes; Eurotiales; Aspergillaceae. The transcript has 6 exons. The record is from RefSeq and is a predicted model, not a curated record. Bases 11 to 985 code for a protein of 324 amino acids.